Clunio marinus is the source of this 3724-nucleotide messenger RNA. The record is from the annotation of a GenBank genome assembly. Lineage: Eukaryota; Metazoa; Arthropoda; Insecta; Diptera; Chironomidae.
UUUUCCCUUUUUGGCAGAUUUCUUGUGUUUAGUUCAAAACAAGUUUUCCGAGUAUUAUUGAAAUUAUUGAGACAUCCAAAAUCGAACUAAUAAGUGAAGGCAACAAAAUUGAUUUCCCUACAUUUACUUAAUGCUUUUGGGAAGUUCGAGCAAAUAAUUUCCUUAAGUGAAUAUUUAUAUGUCAUUGAAUACAUCUGAAAGUAGUGAAAAAAAAACUUAAUUUAUGCAACUGGAAGAGAAUUUUGUCAAACUGGAUACCGGAAGUGCAUUUCAAUUGGCCUAUCCCGAUUGGCUGAGUGAAGAUAACAGAAGACGACAAAUGAAUUCUUCAAAUGAUCAAGUCCAACAGCUGGAAACGGUAACAUCACAAUCUUCCAAUUAUCUAUCGUCCCGCUACUUUGAUAAUCCACUCACUGCCGUCACUUCAGCUAUGCUUCAUAUAUCGGGAAAUCCACAAUCACAGAACGAUGAAGAUACGAAUAACAAUAACAACAACAGCAUAACAAACAACAUCAAUUUGAAUGCACUUCAAUCCAAUAUUACCCACCAAAUUCAUCAGGUCCACAAUGGAAAUGGCACAACAUCAUAUGAAUAUUACAAAAUUGCUGAUAAAGAUAGCUUACAAUGGACAACAAGUGUACCAACGAAGCUUAAUGGACACGCCCAACUUGAUGUACCAGGUCUCUCGCAGAAUGAAAUACAAGGCUUACUUCUCGGCUCACACCACCAAUCACAACAAGCCAUAAAUGUCAAACGUGAGCCAGAAGAUCUUCGUAUCGAUCCGAAGUGUCCGCGAAGUCAGAAAGUUUUAGUUGCACAUUCUCCCGCAUCAUCAUCAUUACAUAUCAAGGAACAACCGCUAAGUCCUGGAAGUCCAUCGGCUGAAAAUAUGUAUUCAGGGGGCACACAAAUAUAUUUACAGGGUGCCCAUCAAGCGAGUUCAGCAUCUGGUACAGGUGGAAGCAUAAACAACAACAACAACAAUAAUAAUAACAACACGCCGAGUCCCGGUCAUUAUGAUACACAGUAUUACACCACAAGAAUGCCUUCGGGCGGUGGAGGUUCGACAUUCAUCACAGAGCCUUAUGCAUAUCGAGAAUAUUUCGAUUCGCAAGGCUACAUUCCAUCACGUACAACAAUCUACAGUGAUUCCGAAACACCCACGACUAGCUACGAGGGACGUUUCACAACAGCACAUACGAAAGGCGGCUCAAUCUACAAGACCGUUACGUCCGCUGCUGGUCUAACGGUGGACUUGCCUAGUCCCGAUUCAGGGAUUGGAGCUGAUGCAAUUACACCACGCGAUCAAAACAACAUUCAACAGUCUUUCGAUUACACUGAGCUUUGUCAGCCUAUCGGAUUAGACAACGGAGCUAUCCCUGUUUCUGUGACAAGUAUUCAACGUAGUAACGUCAGCGUUCAUGGCGGUCAAAACAGUCCCACAACAUCGAUCAGCAGUAAUCCAGCAUCGACUCGAUCAUCACGACCGUGGCACGAUUUUGGACGACAGAAUGAUGCUGACAAAAUUCAAAUACCAAAAAUAUUCUCAAACGUAGGUUUCAAGUAUCAUUUAGAGUCACCUAUAAGUUCAUCACAGAGACGCGAAGAUGACAGAAUAACAUACAUUAACAAGGGACAGUUUUACGGCAUCACAUUAGAAUAUAUUCACGAUCCUGACAAGCCAUUGAAGAAUCAAACAGUAAAGAGCGUCAUCAUGCUCAUGUUUCGUGAAGAGAAAAGCCCCGAGGACGAGAUAAAAGCAUGGCAAUUUUGGCACUCACGACAACAUUCGGUGAAGCAACGAAUUUUGGAUGCCGACACGAAGAAUUCUGUUGGAUUAGUUGGACUUAUAGAGGAAGUAUCGCACAAUGCUAUUGCUGUUUAUUGGAAUCCAUUAGAGAGCUCCGCUAAGAUAAAUGUUGCCGUUCAAUGUUUAAGUACUGAUUUUAGCAGUCAGAAAGGUGUUAAGGGUCUUCCACUGCAUAUACAAGUCGACACAUUUGAGGAUCCUCGUGACACUAACAUCUCCCAUAGAGGAUACUGUCAAAUCAAAGUUUUUUGUGAUAAGGGUGCUGAGCGUAAGACGCGCGAUGAAGAGAGACGUGCUGCUAAACGUAAAAUGACAGCAACAGGACGUAAAAAGCUGGACGAGUUGUAUCAUCCGGUUGUUGAUCGGUCAGAAUUUUAUGCUAUGAGUGACAUCAAUAAACCGCCCGUUCUUUUUUCACCAGCUGAAGACAUUGAUAAGCUAUCUUCGAUGGAGUUGCAAGGUUUCUAUGGUCAUGACGCUGAUUCACUAACUGGCGCAGAUGGUGUCAAACCAUCGCCCUUCUUACUUCAUUCUGCCGCCAAUAAGCCAACGACCCCAACACUCAAAUUUCACAAUCAUUUUCCACCCGACGUGGCUACUGACAAAAAGGAUCACAUAAUGCUUGAUGGUAGCAUGGGCGCAAUAAACGAAUAUGGUGUUCCAAUCAAACGACAACGUAUUACGCCACCUCUAAGCGAAAGAGUGAUGUUGUAUGUACGACAAGAUAACGAGGAUGUAUACACAGCUCUACAUGUCGUUCCGCCUACAACGAAUGGAUUGAUUAGUGCGAUCGAAAAUAAAUUCAAAAUUUCACCAUCGAGUAUUAAUAAUAUUUAUCGCAAAAAUAAGAAAGGAAUUACGGCGAAAAUUGACGACGACAUGAUAUCUUAUUACUGUAAUGAAGACCUGUUUCUACUUGAAGUACGCCAGGUCGAAGAGGAUUUGUACGACAUCACAUUCACGGAACUUCCGAAUCAUUAAAGUAUUUCUUUUUGUCAACAUAAGAUCAUAUAGUUUAGUUAUAAUUUUAUAAGAGAAAAUAUUUCUCGAAUACUUCGGAGCUGCUUUAUUGAUUGAACUCAACGUAGAAGAAAUCUGCUAUAAGUAUUGACACUUUCUUAGUCAAAGUUGAAAGGUUUUUAUUUAGCUUAUUUUGUACUCUUCUAGAGCUUAAGUACUUAAAUUAAGAUAAAUAUAAUUUUUUUUUACUUAAAUUAAUUUAAAUCGAUAUCGUGAACAUUAUGAGGUGCCAAACCUUCCAAUACUUCUGAAAACAUUCCCAAAAAAGAAAAAAAUCGAAACUAUCAGAAUCGACAACAAAUUCAGCAAAUUUUCAUAAGAAAAAAUUCAUUGAAAAUGAAUUAGAUAUCAAUAAAUAUUAUGCAUAAUGAAGGAGCGAUAUUUUUUGUUCGUGUACUUAAUUAAUUUAUUUAAAUUUAUUUUAGACGAUUAAAAUGUUGCUGGAAUUGAAAAGAAAUAUUCUUAGAGGUCUUUAGAGUUAAAAGAUUCUUUCCUUCCCCCGAAAAACAUAUGAAAGACAUCAAUUUAUAUAUUUUUUUUUCAUUAUAUUCAUUAAUCGAUAACAGGUAUUAACAUAUUUCGAAGCAAGUAUUUCUCGCUGGAUUUGAGAAAUCUACGUUCCAAUUCUCACUAAACGGUUUUCCCAAGUGUCAUCACAAACAGUUAAGCCAUUCUCUUGCCUAUGAAAUAAUAAACUCAAAACCAUAACUCGCACGAUUGACGUCGUCGCCUAACGUGCCCCAAUAAUCUUUUGCCAUUAAUUUUUACGCCUCAAUGUAUUUUAUUUGUGAGUUUUUUUUAAGCUUUAGUUUAGAUAUUGAAAAGAAGAGUAAAGCAAAAGAAAAAUUUGCAUUUAUUUCCACACAUGCCAUAACUGGAUGAGAAAAUGAGAGA